This is a messenger RNA of Cimex lectularius (bed bug), 3665 nucleotides long. It is a transcript of the gene Myo61F, whose product is annotated as myosin-IB. The transcript has 20 exons. Gene Ontology annotation, molecular function: ATP binding; actin filament binding; microfilament motor activity. Gene Ontology annotation, cellular component: plasma membrane; actin cytoskeleton; vesicle. The coding region runs from base 238 to 3327 and encodes 1029 amino acids. Gene Ontology annotation, biological process: vesicle transport along actin filament; actin filament organization. NCBI's taxonomy places the organism in Eukaryota, Metazoa, Arthropoda, Insecta, Hemiptera, Cimicidae. The record is from RefSeq and is a predicted model, not a curated record.
CCGGUACAUUCAGAGGCAAACUGUCCACGGCAGGGCUCGGUCGGUCUCGCUUUUUCUUCUCAAGUUCGCCUCCACUGGAUACGAGGGGGAGGGGCUGAAGACCACGUUUUUCACCCGAUUCGCGGAGUAUAGUGCAUUCACUUAUUUUCUUCCUGGUGCAAUCUGUACAUUUACAGUGCUAUUCUUAUUUUUUUGUGUUAGUGAUAUUUUAAGAUCUUCUAAAUAUAAAUAAUUGGAAUGGAGAAGAGUCUUCACGAAAGAGACAGGGUAGGAGUCCAGGACUCGGUGCUUUUGGAGGAUUUUAGGAGCGAGCUUGCAUUCCUUGAGAACCUUCGAAAGAGAUUCAAGGAAAAUAUAAUCUAUACGUACAUCGGGCAAGUACUUGUGUCAGUCAAUCCGUAUAAAAAUUUGCCAAUCUAUGGCCAUGAAACUGUCGGCGAGUACCAGAACAGCCACCUGAUUGAAAACCCCCCUCACGUAUUUGCUACUACAGAAGCAGCCUAUAGGUCACUUAUUGAAGAGCAUAUUGACCAAUGCAUACUGAUUUCUGGCGAAUCUGGCUCUGGCAAAACGGAAGCGAGCAAGAAAGUCCUAGAGUACAUAGCGGCAGUCUCGAACCACAACGGGCAAGUGCAAUCUGUGAAAGACAAACUUCUCUAUUCAAAUCCAAUUUUGGAAGCGUUCGGAAAUGCAAAAACGACGAGAAAUGACAACUCAAGCAGAUUUGGAAAGUACAUGGACAUCGAAUUUAACGAAAUGGGAGAUCCAGUUGGUGGGAAUAUAAUUAAUUAUCUUUUAGAGAAGUCUAGGGUAGUGGAUCAAAAUAGGGGUGAGAGGAAUUUUCACAUCUUUUACCAACUUCUCGCCGGUGCCGAUGAUGACCUUCUUGAAAAACUUUACCUCAAAAGACUGCCCGGUUAUUACAAUUACAUUUCCAAUUCUGAGAAAGACACCAUAGAAGGGAUGAACGAUGCAAAACAGAUGAGUGCCGUUUGGCAAGCGAUGCACACACUGGGUCUCACUCCUGAAGAACAGGAAGAAAUAAUGGCGAUCGUGGCAAGCGUGUUGCACUUAGGCAAUAUCGGAGUCGGAGACGAUCAGGGCAAGGCGUUCCUCAACAAUUCUUACCAUAUUUCCUGCACUGCCAAGCUCUUAGGCUGCCCGGAAGACAAGCUGAAAGAAGCGCUGACACAAAAGACGAUCCUAGCCAAGGGUGAAAGUGUGACUUCUCCUUUAGACAGGGAGACUGCCGUCUACGCCAGGGACGCACUUGCAAAAGCAAUUUACGACAGGCUUUUCUCUUGGAUGGUUAUGCGUUUCAAUGAAGCCCUGCAACCAUCCAAACCGACGACAACGCCCAAUCUAAUGGGUAUUUUAGAUAUUUACGGAUUUGAAAUUUUCCAACGUAACAGUUUCGAACAAUUUUGCAUAAAUUACUGUAAUGAAAAGCUGCAACAACUCUUCAUCGAACUGACUUUAAAGUCUGAACAAGAAGAAUAUCACAAAGAGGGCAUCGAAUGGGAGCCAGUCGAGUACUUCAACAACAACAUCAUCAUAAACUUAAUAGAAGAAAAAUAUAAAGGAAUAAUUUCGCUUCUUGAUGAGGAAUGUCUUCGUCCUGGGGAAACAUCGGAUCUGACUUUUCUCGAUAAAAUGUGCCAUCAACUUAGCUCGCACGAUCAUUUCAUCAGCCACAAAAAGGCUGAUAGCCAGUUGAAGAAAAGAAUGAAGAGAGAGGAAUUCACUCUCGUCCACUAUGCAGGAGAAGUGAUUUACGAUGUGCAAGGAUUUUUAGAUAAAAACAAUGAUCUCCUCUUCCGCGAUUUGAGGGAAGUCAUGUCAAACACAACAAAUUCAAUUGUUAAGACUGUGUUUCCAAAAUCGGAACUGUUAAGUAAAAAGAGACCGGAUACAGCAAUAACGCAAUUUAAGUCAAGUUUAAAUGAGUUGAUGAAUACGUUAAUGAGUAAACAGCCAAGUUAUAUCAGAUGCAUUAAGCCGAAUGAUUUUAAGAAGCCAGGAAUGUUUUCUGGAGACAUAGUAGGCCAUCAGGUUAAGUACCUUGGUCUUAUGGAGAACUUGAGAGUAAGGAGAGCGGGCUUCGCUUAUAGAAGGCAUUAUAACGAGUUCCUGAAAAGGUACAAAAGCCUCUGCCCUCAGACUUGGCCGAAAUACGACGGUCCUGCGAAACAAGGCGUCGAAAUACUUCUGCUUCACAGAGGCUACACCAUCGAAGAGUACAGACUCGGGACGACGAAAGUUUUUAUUCGCUCUGAAAAAUCAUUAUUUGAAAUUGAAGACGCGUUCCAAUUGAAAAAGAACGAUUUGGCCACUAUAAUCCAAAGCCAUUGGCGAGGCUAUAUCCAGCGUAAGAAAUACAAAAAAAUGAAAGAGGCCGCUAUAAUGGUCGAGAAAUGGACGAGGAGGUACCUCGCUCAGAGGAAGGCGAGCAGGAGAAGACAUGCAGUGAAAAUAAUCAGAAAUUUUAUCGAAGGAUUUAUAACAAGAUACGGUCCAGUUUCGGACCUUAACAAAAGGUUCAUACAGACGACAAAAUUCCAUUAUCUCCUGAGGCUUUCGAAGUCCCUUCCUAAAAGCGUAUUAGACGACUCUUGGCCCAAAGCUCCUAGAGUCUGCCAAGCGGCUUCAGAACUUCUAAGACCAAUGCAUAAAAGAUGGCUGGCAAUGAAAUACAGAUUAUCAUUGACUCCAGAGAGAAAACUGCAGUUGGACCUCAAAGUCCUUGCUGAGGCAUUAUUCAAAGACCAGAAGAAAAGUUACGAACAUAGUCUUCCAAUUCCUUUUGUCGACAACAGGCUCACCGAUGUGCAGAAUUCGAUCAAAAAACCAUUUUUUGCAUCAGAAAGCAUACUUGGAGACACGAUCCAGUAUGGCUGCAAUGUGGUUAAAUUCGACAGACAUGGUUAUAGAAGAAGAAACCGAUUGCUUUUUGUCUCAGAUAAGCAUAUUUAUCUGGUUAUGGAGGGCGAAAAGCAGUUUAAGAUCAAGCACAAAAUUCCACUGCAGUCAAUAAGUAAGCUCGAAGUCACUUCUGAAAGAGACAGCUUCCUUCUAAUACGGAUACCACCACACUUAACCAAAGAUAAAGGCGACAUCAUACUCGAAGUGCCCAACUUGAUCGAGGUCAUAACAAAAAUUGUUCAUAUAAUGAAAAAUAAAGAAAUACUAAACAUCAAUAGUAUCAAGGACGGAAAGAUCGCUCAUAAUUUAACAGACGGAAAACAGCUAACAAUAGAUUUGACACUCGGUUCAAACGGGCCUGGGAUAUCGAAAGGAAAGAGCGGCCAGUUAAUUGUCGUCGGUUGAACAUCCAGCACAAUACCAACAAUUCACACAAAUAAAUUUUAUGCUUAUCAGACUUAGAUUAAUAACUCUCAACUAUUAGAUAGUUAUAAACGUAAAAAUAAUCUAUACAUUUUCAACAACCAUUUUGUGAUGGAAUAUCAUAAAGUCAAUGGUGCCAUAGGUAGUUUUCCUUUGAAAGGAAUGUACAAAAUGUUUUGUAUAUAUUAUCUGUGUAUAUAACACUUCCUAAUUUACCAUUUUGAUUUAGAAAUACAGCUUUGACACAUUAUUUAUGUAAAUAAUUAUUAAUAGGUUAUAAAUUUGUGCUAAUUAUUGAAAUAUAAUUUGUUAUUUCUCGA